CAGCAGCCGCCGCCGCAGCAGCUCGCGGGCGGCGGCAGCAGCAGGCACGAGAAGAGCCUGGGGCUGCUCACCACCAAGUUCGUUUCGCUGCUGCAGGAGGCCAAGGACGGCGUCCUGGAUCUCAAAGCGGCUGCAGAUACUUUGGCUGUAAGGCAAAAAAGAAGAAUUUAUGAUAUUACCAAUGUCUUAGAAGGAAUUGACCUGAUAGAAAAAAAGUCAAAAAAUAGUAUCCAGUGGAAAGGUGUAGGUGCUGGAUGUAACACUAAAGAAGUCAUAGAUAGAUUAAGAUAUCUUAAAGCUGAAAUCGAAGAUCUAGAACUGAAGGAAAGAGAACUUGAUCAGCAGAAGUUGUGGCUACAGCAAAGCAUCAAAAAUGUGAUGGAUGACUCCAUUAAUAAUAGAUUUUCUUAUGUGACUCAUGAAGACAUCUGUAACUGCUUUAAUGGUGAUACACUUUUGGCCAUCCAAGCACCUUCUGGUACACAGCUGGAGGUACCUAUUCCAGAAAUGGGCCAGAAUGGACAAAAGAAAUACCAGAUCAAUCUAAAGAGUCAUUCAGGGCCUAUCCACGUGCUGCUUAUAAAUAAAGAGUCCGGUUCAUCGAAGCCUGUGGUUUUCCCUGUUCCCCCACCUGAUGACCUCACACAACCUUCCUCUCAGUCCUCGGCCCCACUGACACCACAGAAACCCAACACGGCACCUCAGAAUCUGCCUGAGCAGCAUGUCUCUGAAAGGAGCCAGAAUCUUGAGCAGACACCAGCUACGGACAUAUCGUCAGCAGGAUCUAUUAGUGGAGAUAUCAUUGAUGAGUUAAUGUCUUCUGAUGUGUUUCCUCUCUUACGGCUUUCUCCUACCCCCGCAGAUGACUACAACUUUAAUUUAGAUGAUAAUGAAGGAGUUUGUGAUCUGUUUGAUGUCCAGAUACUAAAUUAUUAGAUUCCAUGGAAACUUGGGACUCUUAUCUACCUCUAACUGUGUAACAUUUUAGAUUUCUUAAUAACCUAAGUAUUUAAAAUAAUGAAUGUAACACUUUUUUUAGUUCACUGAUUCUGAAGUGUUCUUCCCUAAUACUUUCUUUUUUACUUCACAAAACUUCAACCAUAAAAACAAAGGUUUCUGAUUGCUUUCGGGGAAAAGUGACUUAAUAUCUACCCAACCUCCCAACUCACCAAGUAAUUACAGUCUGGGAUUUCAACUUUUCUUCCAAUUCUGAAUCCUUCUGUUUUUUCCUCUUAUGAGAGGAAAGUUAAAGUAGACUUGAGU
This is a messenger RNA of Tupaia belangeri chinensis (Chinese tree shrew), 1263 nucleotides long. It is a transcript of the gene E2F5, whose product is annotated as E2F transcription factor 5. Gene Ontology annotation, cellular component: RNA polymerase II transcription regulator complex. The record is from RefSeq and is a predicted model, not a curated record. Gene Ontology annotation, molecular function: RNA polymerase II cis-regulatory region sequence-specific DNA binding; protein dimerization activity; DNA-binding transcription factor activity, RNA polymerase II-specific. Lineage: Eukaryota; Metazoa; Chordata; Mammalia; Scandentia; Tupaiidae. Gene Ontology annotation, biological process: regulation of transcription by RNA polymerase II.